AAUUCGAGAAAGGAAAAUUAAAAAGCCUUCUUCGUUCGUCGGGGUAGCGCCUUGUUCUUCGAUCGAUCGCGCGCUCCAUCCAUGGCGACGACGGGGAUGAAUCACAUGCAGGCCAAGCUUGUGCUGCUAGGGGACAUGGGAGCUGGGAAAUCCAGCCUGGUUCUCAGAUUUGUCAAGGGCCAGUUCUUCGAUUACCAGGAGUCGACGAUUGGAGCGGCAUUCUUGACACAGACGUUGGCCGUGAACGAGACGACUGUCAAGUUUGAGAUUUGGGACACGGCGGGUCAAGAACGCUACCAUAGCUUAGCUCCAAUGUACUACCGCGGUGCUGCCGCGGCCAUUAUUGUUUAUGAUAUCACAAACGCGGAGUCCUUUGCGAGGGCCAAAAAAUGGGUCCAGGAACUUCAGAGGCAAGGAAAUGCCAACCUCGUCAUGGCUCUUGCUGGAAACAAAGCCGAUUUGGCAGCAAAGCGUAAGAUCGAGACGCAGGAGGGACAAUCCUACGCGGAUGAAAACGGGCUCUUCUUCAUGGAAACCUCUGCAAAGACUGCCGAGAACGUCAACGAGCUCUUCUACGAGAUUGCCAGGAAAUUGCCAAAAGCACAGCCGGCUCAACAAAACACUGGAAUGGUUCUCACCGACAGACCGAUAGAGACUAAAAAAUCCGCUUGCUGCAACUAGAAAUCAUCGGAAAUCUUAUAUAUUUGUGUCCAUUUGGUGGACUCCCUGCACUGUAAAUAAAAGGAAGACAGGAGGAAACAAUGGUGAAGUGCUUCAUCCCAGUGAUCCUUCCCUCUGGCCUAUAAAAUGGAAGCGUGCGUACCUUUC
Molecule: messenger RNA, 828 nt
Organism: Selaginella moellendorffii
Lineage: Eukaryota; Viridiplantae; Streptophyta; Lycopodiopsida; Selaginellales; Selaginellaceae
Product: ras-related protein RHN1
Exons: 7
Coding region: 82-681 (199 amino acids)
Molecular function (GO): GTP binding; GTPase activity
Source: RefSeq, a predicted model, not a curated record